AUGGCUGCAAGCAAUUCGCUUCAGGAGGAUCUCUAUUCGCAGAACGGUCAGAGCCAGAAGUCCCCGUCGCCUCAGCCCCAGCAUCGUCGCGGCUACCAGGCCUGUGAUCCUUGCCGUAAACGCAAGGUCAAGUGCGACCUUGGCAGUGUCGAUAAUCCCCGUCCUCCCCCCUGCGUGCGAUGCCGUCGUGAAAGCAAACGAUGCGAGUUCUCCGCAACCAGGCGCAAGCGGAAGCCCUCCGAGGUCGAGGAAGGUGUCGAUGGCGUCCUCAUUCGUGACAAGCGAAUGAUGGUCGGAGAUUCGGCUCCCAAUGGCACUUCGGUAGAUGGGUCCUACAGCACACGGCCGGAGCCGACAUCGCUCGACAGCGACAGUCUUCAUUCGCGACAAAAGUGGUCUGAGGGGCCUCCUCCUGCGCCCAGUCAAGCACCCCAACCCGAUGCCGGUCAGCGUUACGGUCCAAACCAGCCUACAUCUACGACGGCUCCUGCUGCUCCGUUUCAGGAUGCCCGACCGGUUCGUCCUCCCAUGUGGCCUCUUGGCGAUCGUCCUGGGUUGGGUUUUGGACUUGAAGGUAGCCAGCCCAUGAUGAACCGCACCGCCGUGGAGCUAUUAUCGCCUGCGAUCAGUAACAGUCACGAUGCCCUUCAUCUGUUAUCCGAAGCGGCCGGACGGACCGAGGAUCUCAAUCGUCAGAGCCUCGAGAAUCGGUAUGCUGCGCGGCAGUCGGUGUCAUCCUUCAACUCUCCCAUAUCGCCCAUGACGCAGGCCGGCACCCCUCGAAGCGCAGGCGGGUCCUUUUCGAGAGCACCCCGGCCAGGGAACAUGUCGAUGGGUAACUUUUAUAACUCUGGGGGGGCGACCUCCUCGGAAGCUGCAAACACAGAUGUCCGCGAUCAGAAUGGAUCGGCAGACAACUUCCAAGAUUCGGCAUACGUCGACGCUGUCAGAGCAUGGUCGCGCCUGCGUUUCGUCCGCGCAGGAUGGCUGACAGUGGAAGAAUCCAUGGCAUAUGUGGCAUAUUACUACGAGCAUCUCGCGCCCUUGAGUCCCAUCGUCAUUCCGGAUUUCUCGCAUCCCUCGACGCAUCGCACCCUCCUCACCGAUGAGCCUGUCUUGGCUGUUACGAUUCUUACGACAGCCUCGCGGCACAUGAAGCCAAAGGGAGAUGGGGCAUAUACUCGAGCAUUCUACAUCCAUGACCGACUCUGGUCAUAUCUUCGUGGGAUGAUUGAGCGUUUAUUCUGGGGCCAGGAGAAGUUUGGUGGAAAUGGUAUUGGUAUCAGCAAGCCCCGAUCGUUUGAUCUUGCGCCGAGUGCGGCCAAAGUGAGCAUGAAGGGAAACUUGAGAUCCCUGGGCUCGAUUGAGGCCUUGCUGAUUCUCACGGAUUGGCACCCAAGAAACCUACACUUCCCUCCGGGUGAUGACGAGAAUACGCUUUUGGAUCUGGAUGGGCACGCUCAAAUCCGCCUUGAGAAAGAGUUUGAGCACGACGGUGAGCCGCCCCAGAACCGAUCUCACCACAACACCGCGGAAGGGAGACUCGCGUUCCAAAAGUGGCUGGAGCCCGCAUGGCGGUCGGACCGGAUGUCCUGGAUGCUAUUGAGCACUGCACAAGCACUUGCCUUUGAGCUUGGAGUCUUUGAUCAGAAGAGCGACGCCAAGACCACCCAUGAGUCUCCUGCCGAACAAACACGGAAACGUCGACUUCGCCGUCUUAUUCUUGUCUACAUUACGCAAAGCAGUGGUCGAUUGGGAAUACCUUCCAUGCUUCCUCUGCCCCAAUGGACGAGCGACAUCCAGCCAACGCCAAUAUCGAACUCCAAGGGCAACGAUGCAACGAUUGACCGAAUGCACGACUGUUGGAUCGGGAUUACCAAGAUCAUGUAUCAAAGCAACCAAUUACUGUUCGCGUCGAAUGAACAGACGUCUGAGCUGAUCAGGAGCGGACGGUAUCGUGAUCAGAUUGACAGGUUUCAACCAUUUCUUCGCGAAUGGAGGAGUAACAUUGACACCAUUGACCUUGCUCCGGCCAUGCGACACAUCUUGAUGAUUGAAUACGAAUAUACCCGUGUAUACGUCAAUUCGCUCGCUUUGCAAGCCGUGGUGGAUCGCUGGACGACGAUGUCGAACGAGGCCGCCCAGGCGCAAAACGGAAGGCCAGGCUCGGGUCCUUCAUCGAACAACGGGUGGUUCCAUGUGCUCAUGGAGCUAUACCGUGUUAACGAGCAAUAUAUCCAAGAAGUUGUCGAUGCGUCGCGUCGGAUUUUGCAGACGGUCCUGGAAGAUCUUGUUCCUGGUGAUCACAUGAAGCACGCUCCAGUGAGGACAUGUUUCCGAAUUCUGUCCGGCAUGAUCUUCAUUCUCAAGACUUUCACGCUGGGAGCCAAAGAAGAUGAUGUGCGCGUAUCUUUGGACCUGCAGGACCGAACGGUCGAAGCGUUGAGGACGAGUGUUGUCGACGAUGUUCACCUGAGUCACGCCAUUGCUCGCCUCUUAGAACUUCUCACCAGCAGUAUUCGGACUCGAUUUCUGCGCUUUGCCCCGCUGGACCGAGGCGGCGAUGGCGACGGUCAUGAUCGGACAUCUGCACCGGUCUCCAGACAUCAGUCGCCGCGUCCUCGCGAUAGCACGCAAGGUCGUCGUGAUGGACCGAAUCAUGCCUGGACGCCCGCCCACAACGCCACGCAGAACAUUGGCUAUGUCGAUAGCAACAAUCACACAAACACGACAAUGGCGUCAGGCCAUGAUCCGCUGGCCGCCAUUCCUGCGCAGCCGAUCAACUCGUCAAAUAUCAAUGUCUCAUUCAUGCCGCCACCGCCGUCGGUGUACCAUAACUACUAUGAUUCGCAUACUUCUCCCCCGCCGGGAAGCAUGGAAGGCUCCACUGUUCCAUCGCAGUCGAUGAAUGACAAUCCCGGCACCUCCGGCGGGCUUCCGGACUGGUUCGCCCUGCCGCUUGAUCAAUUCUUCAACAGCUCCAUGGCCGUUGUCGAUCACGGUCUCGGUGGAACCGGGCCAAUGGUGGGCGAGUUCGACAUGCUAGAGGUUCUUCUGAAUGAGCAAUACGACGGCACUGGCGAUGGACUUGACUCGACUGUUCGAGAGGGUCUUCCCUCCCAGUUUCUACACUCCUAG
Molecule: messenger RNA, 3138 nt
Organism: Aspergillus clavatus NRRL 1
Lineage: Eukaryota; Fungi; Ascomycota; Eurotiomycetes; Eurotiales; Aspergillaceae
Product: Zn(II)2Cys6 transcription factor domain-containing protein
Exons: 6
Coding region: 1-3138 (1045 amino acids)
Biological process (GO): aromatic amino acid catabolic process; positive regulation of transcription by RNA polymerase II
Cellular component (GO): nucleus
Molecular function (GO): DNA-binding transcription factor activity, RNA polymerase II-specific; zinc ion binding
Source: RefSeq, a predicted model, not a curated record